UAAAUUAAUCAAUCAAUCGUCUCCACAACAGGAGAUAAAGGGAAAAAACGACCGAGUAGCAGAGAGCGAGAAAGAAACCAUCCAAUUAUCAAUCAAUGGCGGAGAAGAGCUUCAAGUAUGUUAUCCUCGGCGGUGGCGUCGCUGCCGGAUAUGCAGCAAGAGAGUUCGCCAAUCAAGGGGUCAAGCCUGGUGAAUUGGCAAUUAUCUCAAAGGAGGCGGUAGCGCCUUAUGAACGUCCAGCUCUUAGCAAGGCCUAUCUCUUCCCUACUGGAACUGCAAGGCUUCCUGGAUUUCACACGUGCGUUGGUAGCGGAGGGGAGAGAUUGCUCCCUGAGUGGUACACUGAGAAGGGGAUAGAGUUGUUGCUUAACACAGAAAUAGUUAAAGCAGAUGUUCCCUCGAAGAUGCUCGUAAGUGCUGCUGGGGAAACCAUCAAGUACGAGAUACUGAUCAUUGCGACUGGUUCAACCGUGUUACGAUUGACUGACUUUGGUGUAGAAGGAGCUGAUGCAAAAAACAUUUUUUACUUGAGGGAGAUCGAUGAUGCUGAUAAGCUCGUCGAAGCAAUCAAAGCAAAGCCAAACGGGAAAGCUGUCAUUGUUGGAGGAGGUUACAUUGGUUUGGAGCUUAGUGCAGCUUUGAAGAUCAACAACAUUGAGGUUACCAUGGUCUAUCCUGAACCUUGGUGCAUGCCUCGGCUUUUUACAGCUGGAAUAGCUGCAUUCUAUGAAGUCUACUAUUCUAACAAGGGCAUCAACAUCAUCAAGGGGACAGUCGCAACUGGAUUCACUUCCGAUUCAAAUGGAGAGGUGAAGGAAGUUAAAUUGAAGGAUGGCAGGGUGUUGGAGGCCGACAUUGUUGUUGUUGGCGUUGGAGGAAGACCACUUACAGCCUUGUUCAAGGGGCAGGUCGACGAAGAGAAGGGCGGAAUUAAGACCGACGGAUUCUUCAAAACAAGCAUCUCUGAUGUGUAUGCUGUGGGGGAUGUUGCUACUUUUCCAAUGAAGAUCUACAACGAGAUCAGGCGAGUCGAACACGUCGAUCAUGCUCGUAAAUCAGCUGAGCAGGCUGUCAAGGCUAUAAUGUCGACUGUGACCGUUGAAGAAUACGAUUAUCUCCCUUACUUCUACUCUCGUGCCUUCGACCUGUCGUGGCAAUUCUACGGUGACAACGUUGGCGAAACCGUGCUGUUCGGCAACGACGACCCCAAGGCAGAGAAGCCCAAGUUCGGCACAUACUGGAUCAAAGACGGGAAGAUCCUUGGAGCCUUCCUGGAAGGCGGUUCCCCAGACGAAAACAAGGCAAUUGCUAAAGUCGCCAGGGUUCAACCAUCAGUUGAGAGCCUCGAGUUGCUCUCGAAGGAAGGCAUCGCCUUCGCCUGUAAGAUUUGAGGAGGCUCCAUUUUUCAGAGCAACAUGAAUUGUCCACAGAACUACUUGUAUUUCCAUUCCAAUAGCUUGUGAAUUGUUUCUGAGAUCACUCUUAUGGGUUGCGUUUCUCUCUUUGGUAUUUGUUGAGAUAGUACGGAGUUUCAUUUAUUGUAUGAUUAAAAUUCUGAUUUUACUUUAAUAAACAGAUGAAUUGAUCGCAUGGGCCUUUAUCUCGGUAACGCACAAUGAACUAACUACAAAUUUUGAUUCACCGUUACAAACAAGUGGUGGAACUUAAUUGCCAACUACAAAUGAAUUACAAAUUUGUUUAUGCCUGGUUCGUACCAGCCACCGGGCGGUUUUGUGAGACUCCACUGACUUCGUGCGGUCCUGGUCUGAUGAGAGGCGGUCCUCAAAGUCCUGCAAGAAAGGUCCUCAGGGGUAGCCCUGGGACCUUCUCUGAUGCCAAAGUUAGAGAGAGAAGUGAGUUGAGAGUAAAUAGGAGAGAGAAUUGAGUAGAUAGCAGUUACCAUAAAUGUGAUCCGUCAAUGAGUAUUUAUACUAGCUGGGUAUGGGAGUGAGGACAAGUUUCGUUAUGUCGGGCAACCUUACGUUAUGUCGGGCGGCCUUCAGCCGCCUCUUGUAAACAUAGAUCAUAAUAGCAUGGAUCUUAGAAUUAGAUGAUUUCACGAAUCGAUAAUAGAUCGGGAAAACCUACCUCGAUCCAUGACGAGAGCGGCGGCGGCGCUGGAGUAGUAAUCACCGGAAUUGAGUUUCUCCCUCUUGACCCCUUUAGGUUUUAGGUUUAGAGAUUUCUGUGAUGGCUAAGAAAUUCUACGUAAUGGG
This is a messenger RNA of Linum trigynum, 2216 nucleotides long. The record is from the annotation of a GenBank genome assembly. NCBI's taxonomy places the organism in Eukaryota, Viridiplantae, Streptophyta, Magnoliopsida, Malpighiales, Linaceae.